Messenger RNA from Nerophis ophidion (straightnose pipefish), 11048 nucleotides. Its product is annotated as tensin-1-like. The record is from RefSeq and is a predicted model, not a curated record. Bases 934 to 4734 code for a protein of 1266 amino acids. The transcript has 26 exons. Gene Ontology annotation, molecular function: protein tyrosine phosphatase activity; protein binding. Lineage: Eukaryota; Metazoa; Chordata; Actinopteri; Syngnathiformes; Syngnathidae. Gene Ontology annotation, biological process: peptidyl-tyrosine dephosphorylation.
GCCUUGUUGCUGAGUGCCAAGCAGGGAGGUAAUGGCUCCAUUUGUAUAGUCUUUGGUAUGACUCGGCCCGGGUUUGAACUCACAACCUACCCAUCUCAGGGCGGACACUCUAACCACUAGACCACUGAGUAGGUCAAUGGUAACAAUGGUGGAAAUAGGCUUUGCAGCCUAAUUUUUACCGAGGUAUGCCUAUUGGCGACUGUUUCAAACUUACAAACGUUGCUUGGAAUGACGAAUGAAGAAUCCUUUUGAACUGAAGCUCUAUGGACAACUUAUAAGACCAAAGCAUGAGCCCAGACCUAAAUGCAGCACCUGCAGCGGAACACGGCUGUGAAGGACAGGCCGGCUGAAUUAAAGAAAGAAAUCACCAACGAGAUGACAGCGUGUGUGAAGCAAUCUGAGCACGUCAAUGCAGGUCUGGAGCGGAAGGAGUCCUACAGAAGCCAACAAUGGUGACACAACAUCUUAACGAAGGACAUGUAUCCAUGAAAAUAUUGAACCGCUGCUGAGGGGAGAAGCAGCGAGAAGAAGUCCAGCCUCCAAGCGUCAGGAGUCAAGGUGUUGUUGUCAACGUCCACAGCUGCAGUGCACUUCUAGUCAAAUGUCUGGAGUGGGAGGAGGGCUCCAGUCCGAGGUGUGGACUUGUGCUCGGUUGGAAGGAGCGUGCAGAGCGAGGGGCUGGAAGAGAAGCCAGCAGGGUAAAGAAGAGGAAGGGCCAAAAACAGCUGCCCCCCCCCAUGGAGAGACUGCCAGAGGAGGACGAGGGUCUGCCUCCUCAAAGACCUUCCAGGGUCUAGGAAGCAAAGAACCGGCAAGUGGAAAACGGGGACGGGAAGAGAAGAAAGUGUGUUGUUGAGACGUUGGAGAAGUUGCAAGACGAGAGGAGAAGUGGUGACGACAUGGAGCUUUGAAAGGAAGCCUUCAGCCACGACCAUGGGGUGCAUCCACAGCCUGAAGAACACCGGAGGGCUGCUUCCGGUCCCGGACUUGGACGUCCUCCCCGAGAUCCUGCAGCUGGCUGAGGUGUCCGCCACCUGCGCCUCCACACCCGAGGAGCACAAUUCCGUGACAUCGACUUCCCUGAAGAAGCGAGGCUCCAUGCCGAGGAGUAAAAGCCAGGAGCGGGUGAUGGACCAAGUCAUGGAGCGCCGCUACGACCUGGACCUCACCUACAUCACCGAGAGGAUCAUCUCCGUCUUCUUCCCGUCCGAGCUGGAGGAGCCGCGCUACGGCAGCCAUUUGCAGGAGAUGGCGUCCAUGCUGAAGUCCAAGCACCAAGACAAGUUCCUGCUGUUGAAUUUAUCGGAGAAGAGACACGACAUCACCAGACUCAACCCCAAGGUCCAAGACCUGGGCUGGCCUGACCUUCACGCUCCGCCUCUGGACGGGAUCUGCAGCGUGUGCAAGACCAUGGAGACCUGGCUGGGCGCUGCCCCCCACAACGUGGUGGUCCUGCAUUGUAAGGGUCACCCAGGGAAGACGGGCGUGGUGGUGGCAGCGUUCAUGCACUACAACAGGAUCUCGGCAGGUGUGGAACAGGCCCUCACCACCUUGGCCAUGAGGAAGUUCUGUGAAGACAAAGUCUCAUCUUCCCUGCAGCCCUCUCAGAGAAGGUACAUCUACUACUUUGCUGGUCUGCUGUCAGGCAGCAUCAAGAUGAACAGCAGUCCUCUCUACCUGCACCACAUCCUCAUUCCAUCCCUCAACACCUUUCAGACAGGAGGAGGUUACUUCCCCUUUGUGAAGAUCUACCAGUCACUGCAGCUCAUCUAUACCUCCUGUGUCUACAAUCCUCAGUCUUCUCGGGCAAGAAAGUUGUGUGUGACCAUGGAACCUGCAUUGUUGCUGAAGGGAGACAUUAUGGUGAAGUGCUAUCACCGACGAAGCCAAGCAGCAGAGAGGGAGGUAGUGUUCAGGAUCCAGUUCCACACCUGCACCAUCCAUGGAACCCAGCUCUGGUUUGGCAAGAAUGAACUGGAUGUCGCCUGCUCAGAUGACAGGUUCCCCCGCGAUGCUGCCGUGGAGUUUAUCUUCUCCAGCGGGCCGGAAAAAUUAAAGGAAGACCAGAAGACGGACGCCUCGGUCAGAGUGGACGACAACACCUCAGACCCGGUGGUCAGAUGGGAUUCUUAUGAGAACUUUCACCUGCACCACCAAGACAGCACAGAGAACAUCUCUCACACAAGAGGCCCUGUGGACGGCAGUCUGUACGCCCAGGUGAGGAAGCGACGUGGAGCGGGCCACGCCCCCUCGGCCAACGGUUGCCUCGCCCGCAGCCCCACGGUCCAGCCCCCCGGCGGAACGUCCGGCCGCGUCCUUGGCGAUCACGCCGAAUGUCCGACGGAGGUUUUAGAAGGUGGGGACCCGUCAAGUGUGGGAGGGCACAGGUGUGGUCCCAGGUGUGGGGGUGUGGCCCAGCGGGAGUCCUGCCAGUCUCCCAGCCACUGUGCGGGCUGUCUGAACGCCGGCAAAAAGAGUCAAACCCUCCCCGCCGUGCCUUCGGAACCCGUCUCCCCUCCGCCUCACCUGACCCGCCUGGACCUCUGUCAUCGCCACGGUCUCCACCCUUUGCCGGAGUUACCAUGGCAACGCUCUCUGUCCUGCCUCCACGGACCCUGCCGCCCGUACCGCCCUCCUGAACUGACGCAUGCGCACAGCCACACCCUGCCCGCCCCCGGCAGGCACGAAGAACGCCAAGUCUUCCUUUGCUCCGCCCAAGCCCCGCCCACUCACAUCCCCCCCGGCCCGUACCGAGAGAUGUUCUUCGGUCCUCCGGCCCCCGGCUGUCCCUGCCGGGAGUGUUCCGGGAGGCGGGUGAGGGCCUUCCACCCGAUGCAUCCGGAACAGGCGGCGGCGGCGUUGUGGGAAACAAGAAGUCCGGACUUUUGGCAAUCGGCCAUGCCGCCAUUCCACGUCUGCCACGCGGCCACCUUGGACCAGGGCGCACACCCCGAGCCGCCACGGUUCUUCUUCGGACCCCGGCAGAGCUUUCCCAGCCCGCAGUGUCCGGUGGACAUGCGGGACGAGGCCAGCAGUGGCUACCACACACCGCCGCUCCCACGCCAGUCCUGCCCGUGCUCUCCUCACCGGGCGUCGCCCGUGGACAGCCACGAGAGUCGGGGUUACCUCUCGGGGUCGCCCGCCAGCAGCCCCUCCCCCGGGAGAGGCGGGCUUCCAGAGAGUCCUGCGGGGUGUGCAGAGCAGCAGAGUCCUGACCUCCAAGAGACCUCCAAACCCUGUGCGGAGGUGGACUCAUCCCAGGGUUCAAAGGGCAGACCUGACCGCUCCAGCACCCAGACUCUGGACUCUGACCAGGACUACACGCUCAUCAGCCCGCCGCACACACAAGACAGCGUCCAAGACGCUCCCAGUCCAAGUCCCGCAGGAAGUCCCAACAACACCCAGCCUUCGAGGUCACCAUCUGACGCCAAGGUCAAAGGAAGCCAAGAGGACGCUGACCGACCUCAAAGGACCACCAUCAUCAUCACCCCCGUCCAGGACCAGGUCCUUUGCUCAGAUCUUCCAUGCGUCAGUCCCGGUCCCGGGUCUUCCAGCACCACCCCGGACCAUCAUUCCUCCACCAGGCGCUCGCUGUCGGCCCCAGAGCCCCCGGGAAGUAGACGGAGCCCCGAAAGCGAGGACGCCACUCCCGACGGCUAUCGCACGCCCACCUUCCCCAUGGCGCCCGACUACGGUCUGGGGGUCCCCCGGGUGCCGUACAGCGGCUACACCGCCGUCACCAUCCAGCCGCCGCUGCCCGAGAAGAAACGACUCUCCUCCACGCCGGGACCCCUCAACGGGCACGCCUCGCCUCCCGCCCCGUCUCCCACGCACAACGCCGCUCUGUCGCCCUCUGCUGGGGAGCUGAGGAAGUUUAGCGGCAGGGAGGACGCGGGGGUCCACGCCAAGUUCGUCCAAGAUGGCUCCAAGUUCUGGUACAAGGCCAGCAUCUCUCGAGACCAAGCCAUCGCAGCGCUGAAGGACAAGGAGCCCGGAACCUUCCUCAUCAGGGACAGUAAUUCCUUCCAAGGCGCCUAUGGUCUGGCCCUCAAGGUAGCCACGCCCCCUGCUAGUGCCAACGCCGCAGGUAGCAAAGCAGACGUCCAGGAACAGCUGGUCAGACACUUCCUCAUCGAGACGGGGCCCCGGGGGGUCAAGAUCAAGGGUUGUCAGAAGGAGUCCUACUUUGGGAGUCUGUCCGCCCUGGUGUACCAGCACUCCGUCACCCCCGUCUCCCUGCCCUGCGCCCUGCGGGUGCCAGACACAGAUCUGCUGGCCGAGCUGCAGGAGACGCGGAACGCAACAAACGCCAGCACGGCGGCGGACCUCCUCAGACAGGGAGCAGCCUGCAGCGUCCUCUACCUGAACUCUGUGGAGACGGAGUCCUUAACGGGGCCCGAGGCCGUUUCCAAGGCCACCAAGUGCACCCUGGCGCUGAGACCGCGUCCGUCCCCGACCGUGGUCCAUUUCAAGGUUUCUAGUCAGGGCAUCACUCUGACGGACAGCAAGAGGAGGUUGUUUUUCAGGAGGCACUACCCCAUCAGCAGUGUGACCUUCAGCAGUCUGGACCCCCAAGACCAAAGGAUGUUUGGCUUCGUGGCUCGGCGGAGCAGCAGCAGCACGGAGAACGUGUGUCACCUUUUUGCCGAGAUGGACCCGGAGCAGCCGGCCAUGGCCAUCGUCAACUUCAUCAACAAGGUCAUGUUGGGGCCGCAGAUGAUGCUAAAGUGCUAAAGUGCUAAAGUCCAAUGACGGCAAAAGAGUCACAUGACCUGAUUGAUCUUCCCUGUCUUGAAGUGCACUACUUAGAUCCACCAUCAGGGGCGCUGGUGAUUCAAUACCUUGUUUUGUUAGAGGAUUUACUUUCUGCGCAACCAAAGACAUUUUCACUGCGUUAUUUUUCACAACAUAAGGCGCAUUAAAGAGGACAAAUUAUGAUUAUUUUCUACACGUAAAAGACAUCCUUGUGGUCUAAACAUGUGAUGCUGGUUCUUUGCUCAAAAUGUUGCAUAGAUGACGUCAUCUUCAACUCACUUUCUGACCUCAGGUCUUAUUGACGUGCCUCCACUUUGACAGCGACUCCAUCUUUAGAGUACCGGUAGUUUUUAGCAGAUAUAAGUUCGAACUGGACGCUACUUUUCUAUUAGAAAUGGUAACAGCGGGAAAUGAAUAUCCCAGAACGAGAUGAUUGACUGUGGCGGACGUGCGCACAUUUUCAGGACUCAUGCAGAUCUCAAAUACACAUCAGCAGGUACCAGGAGGUAAGAAAAGUUGGUUUUGAAUUAUAUUGUCUGCUAAUAGGUGCUAUUUUGCAGUCCUUAUACACACAACAUAAUAAUACUGUAUGUUGAAUUGAAGCACAGUACGUCUGACUAUGGUAGCGUUAAUGCUCCGACCAGCCAUCAAAACGUUGUUUUGCGUAAUAUUCCAAAACAAAACGCCAGAUAAUAUCUUCUAAUAGGUGCUAUUUUUCGGUCCUUAUACACACAGCAUAAUAAUACUGUAUGUUGAAUUGAAGCACAGUACGUCUGACUAUGGUAGCGUUAAUGCUCCGACCAGCCAUCAAAACGUUGUUUUGCGUAAUAUUCCAAAACAAAACGCCAGAUAAUAUCUUCUAAUAGGUGCUAUUUUUCGGUCCUUAUACACACACCAUUAUAAUACCCGUAUGUUGAAGCACAGUACGUCUGACUAUGGUAGCGUUAAUGCUCCGACCAUCCAUCAAAACGUUGUUUUGCGUAAUAUUCCAAAACAAAACACCAGAUAAUAUCUUCUAAUAGGUGCUACUUUUCGGUCCUUAUACACACAGCAUAAUAAUACUGUAUGUUGAAUUGAAGCACAGUACGUCUGACUAUGGUAGCGUUAAUGCUCCGACCAUCCAUCAAAACGUUGUUUUGCGUAAUAUUCCAAAACAAAACGCCAGAUAAUAUCUUCUAAUAGGUGCUAUUUUUCGGUCCUUAUACACAGAGUAUAAUAAUACUGUAUGUUGAAUUGAAGCACAGUACGUCUGACUAUGGUAGCGUUAAUGCUCCGACCAUCCAUCAAAACGUUGUUUUGCGUAAUAUUCCAAAACAAAACGCCAGAUAAUAUCUUCUAAUAGGUGCUAUUUUUCGGUCCUUAUACACAGAGUAUAAUAAUACUGUAUGUUGAAUUGAAGCACAGUACGUCUGACUAUGGUAGCGUUAAUGCUCCGACCAUCCAUCAAAACGUUGUUUUGCGUAAUAUUCCAAAACAAAACGCCAGAUAAUAUCUUCUAAUAGGUGCUAUUUUUCGGUCCUUAUACACACAGCAUUAUAAUACCCGUAUGUUGAAGCACAGUACGUCUGACUAUGGUAGCGUUAAUGCUCCGACCAUCCAUCAAAACGUUGUUUUGCGUAAUACUCCAAAACAAAACGCCAGAUAAUAUCUUCUAAUAGGUGCUACUUUUCGGUCCUUAUACACACAGCAUAAUAAUACUGUAUGUUGAAUUGAAGCACAGUACGUCUGACUAUGGUAGCGUUAAUGCUCCGACCAUCCAUCAAAACGUUGUUUUGCGUAAUAUUCCAAAACAAAACGCCAGAUAAUAUCUUCUAAUAGGUGCUAUUUUUCGGUCCUUAUACACAGAGUAUAAUAAUACUGUAUGUUGAAUUGAAGCACAGUACGUCUGACUAUGGUAGCGUUAAUGCUCCGACCAUCCAUCAAAACGUUGUUUUGCGUAAUAUUCCAAAACAAAACGCCAGAUAAUAUCUUCUAAUAGGUGCUAUUUUUCGGUCCUUAUACACAGAGUAUAAUAAUACUGUAUGUUGAAUUGAAGCACAGUACGUCUGACUAUGGUAGCGUUAAUGCUCCGACCAUCCAUCAAAACGUUGUUUUGCGUAAUAUUCCAAAACAAAACGCCAGAUAAUAUCUUCUAAUAGGUGCUAUUUUUCGGUCCUUAUACACACAGCAUUAUAAUACCCGUAUGUUGAAGCACAGUACGUCUGACUAUGGUAGCGUUAAUGCUCCGACCAUCCAUCAAAACGUUGUUUUGCGUAAUACUCCAAAACAAAACGCCAGAUAAUAUCUUCUAAUAGGUGCUACUUUUCGGUCCUUAUACACACAGCAUAAUAAUACUGUAUGUUGAAUUGAAGCACAGUACGUCUGACUAUGGUAGCGUUAAUGCUCCGACCAUCCAUCAAAACGUUGUUUUGCGUAAUAUUCCAAAACAAAACACCAGAUAAUAUCUUCUAAUAGGUGCUACUUUUCGGUCCUUAUACACACAGCAUAAUAAUACUGUAUGUUGAAUUGAAGCACAGUACGUCUGACUAUGGUAGCGUUAAUGCUCCGACCAUCCAUCAAAACGUUGUUUUGCGUAAUAUUCCAAAACAAAACGCCAGAUAAUAUCUUCUAAUAGGUGCUAUUUUUCGGUCCUUAUACACAGAGUAUAAUAAUACUGUAUGUUGAAUUGAAGCACAGUACGUCUGACUAUGGUAGCGUUAAUGCUCCCACCAUCCAUCAAAACGUUGUUUUGCGUAAUAUUCCAAAACAAAACGCCAGAUAAUAUCUUCUAAUUGGUGCUACUUUUCGGUCCUUAUACACACAGCAUAAUAAUACCGGAUGUUAAAUUGAAGCACAGUACGUCUGACUAUGGUAGCGUUAAUGCUCCGACCAUCCAUCAAAACGUUGUUUUGCGUAAUAUUCCGAAACAAAACGCCAGAUAAUAUCUUCUAAUAGGUGCUAUUUUGCAGUCCUUAUACACACAGCAUAAUAAUACUGUAUGUUGAAUUGAAGCACAGUACGUCUGACUAUGGUAGCGUUAAUGCUCCGACCAUCCAUCAAAACCUUGUUUUGCGUAAUAUUCCAAAACAAAACGCCAGAUAAUAUCUUCUAAUAGGUGCUAUUUUUCGGUCCUUAUACACACACCAUAAUAAUACUGUAUGUUGAAUUGAAGCACAGUACGUCUGACUAUGGUAGCGUUAAUGCUCCGACCAUCCAUCAAAACGUUGUUUUGCGUAAUAUUCCAAAACAAAAUGCCAGAUAAUAUCUUCUAAUAGGUGCUAUUUUUCAGUCUUUAUACACACAACAUAAUAAUACCGUAUGUUGAAGCACAGUACGUCUGACUAUGGUAGCGUUAAUGCUCCAACCAUCCAUCAAAACCUUGUUUUGGGUAAUAUUCCAAAACAAAACGCCAGUUAACAUCUUCUAAUAGGUGCUAUUUUGCAGUCCUUAUACACACAACAUAAUAAUACUGUAUGUUGAAUUGAAGCACAGUACGUCUGACUAUGGUAGCGUUAAUGCUCCGACCAUCCAUCAAAACGUUGUUUUGCGUAAUAUUCCAAAACAAAAGGCCAAAUAAUAUCUUCUAAUAGGUGCUAUGUUUCGGUCCUUCUACACACAACAUAAUAAUACCGUAUGUUGAAGCACAGUACGUCUGACUAUGGUAGCGUUAAUGCUCCGACCAGCCAUCAAAACGUUGUUUUGCGUAAUAUUCCAAAACAAAACGCCAGAUAAUAUCUUCUAAUAGGUGCUAUUUUUCGGUCCUUAUACACACAACAUAAUAAUACUGUAUGUUGAAUUGAAGCACAGUACAUCUGACUAUGGUAGCGUUAAUGCUCCAACCAUCCAUCAAAACGUUGUUUUGUGUAAUAUUCCAAAACAAAACGCCAGAUAAUAUCUUCUAAUAGGUGCUACUUUUCGGUCCUUAUACACACACCAUAAUAAUACUGUAUGUUGAAUUGAAGCACAGUACGUCUGACUAUGGUAGCGUUAAUGCUCCGACCAUCCAUCAAAACGUUGUUUUGCGUAAUAUUCCAAAACAAAACACCAGAUAAUAUCUUCUAAUAGGUGCUACUUUUCGGUCCUUAUACACACAGCAUAAUAAUACUGUAUGUUGAAUUGAAGCACAGUACGUCUGACUAUGGUAGCGUUAAUGCUCCGACCAUCCAUCAAAACGUUGUUUUGCGUAAUAUUCCAAAACAAAAGGCCAAAUAAUAUCUUCUAAUAGGUGCUAUGUUUCGGUCCUUCUACACACAACAUAAUAAUACCGUAUGUUGAAGCACAGUACGUCUGACUAUGGUAGCGUUAAUGCUCCGACCAGCCAUCAAAACGUUGUUUUGCGUAAUAUUCCAAAACAAAACGCCAGAUAAUAUCUUCUAAUAGGUGCUACUUUUCGGUCCUUAUACACACAACAUAAUAAUACUGUAUGUUGAAUUGAAGCACAGUACAUCUGACUAUGGUAGCGUUAAUGCUCCAACCAUCCAUCAAAACGUUGUUUUGUGUAAUAUUCCAAAACAAAACGCCAGAUAAUAUCUUCUAAUAGGUGCUACUUUUCGGUCCUUAUACACACACCAUAAUAAUACUGUAUGUUGAAUUGAAGCACAGUACGUCUGACUAUGGUAGCUGUAAUGCUCCGCGUUCCGUCAAGCGGUGCGACCUCAUAACUUACCAAAGUUGUACUAAAACAUUCGACAUAUUUUUGAGCGCCGUGUGUAAUGUGCUUUAUUCUCAAUGAAACAACAGAGUUUUGGGUGUUGCUUGCCAGCGUCAUUUUAUUGCACAGGCGUCCACCUGCAGUCCACACGUAUCCCUUAUGUGUGACUGCCAUCUACCUGUAACACGCAUCAUUACACCAUGUACCAUGAAAAAUUGGUGCUAGGUCAACAAGCGCAACCGGAAUUAUCACGUGCAUAAGGUGCAUCAAAGUUUUGGUGGUAUUUGCUGGCGUCAUUUAUUGCACAGGCGUCCACCUGCAGUCCCCAGGUAUCCCUUAUGUGUGACUGCCAUCUACCGGUCACACUCAUCAUUACACCAUGUGCAAUGAAAAAUUGGCGAGGUCAAUAGGCACUACCAGAAUUAAUCCUUGCAUAAGGCGCAUCAAAGUUUCGGUGUUGCUUGCUAGCGUCAUUUAUUGACCAGGCGUCCACCUGCAGUCCACGAGUAUCUCCUACGUGUGACCGCCUUCUAUUGGUCACACUCAUCAUUACACCAUGUACCAUGGAAAAAUGGUUUGAGGUCAAUAAGCGCAACCGGAAUUAAUACGUGCAUAAGGCGCAUCAACAUUUUUAGUGUUGCUUGCUGACAUCAUUUAUUGAACAGGCGUCUACCUGCAGUCCACACGUAUCUCUUAUGUGUGACUGCCAUCUACUGGUUACACUUAUCAUCACACCAUGUACCAUGAAAAAUUGGUUCGAUUUCAAUAAGCACAACCAGAAUUAUCACGUGCAUAAGGCGCAUCAAAGUUUUGGUGUUGCUUGCUGGCAUUAUUUAUUGAACAGGUGUCAACCUGCAGUCCACACGUAUCUCUUAUGUGUGACCGCCAUCUACUGGUCACACUUAUCAUGACGCCAUGUACCAUGAAAAAUUGGUUUGAAGUCAAUUAGCACAACCAGAGUUAAUACGUGCAUAAGGCGCAUCAACAUUUUUGGUGUUGCUUGCUCACGUCAUUUAUUGAACAGGCGUCUACCUGCAGUCCACACGUAUCUCUUAUGUGUGACUGCCAUCUACUGGUUACACUUAUCAUCACACCAUGUACCAUGAAAAAUUGGUUCGAUUUCAAUAAGCACAACCAGAAUUAUCACGUGCAUAAGGCGCAUCGAAGUUUUGGUGUUGCUUGCUGGCAUCAUUUAUUGAACAGGUGUCAACCUGCAGUCCACACGUAUCUCUUAUGUGUGACUGCCAUCUACUGGUUAUACUUAUCAUCACACCAUGUACCAUGAAAACUUGGUUCGAUUUCAAUAAGCACAACCAGAAUUAACACGUGCAUAAGGCGCAUCGAAGUUUUGGUGUUGCUUGCUGGCAUCAUUUAUUGAACAGGUGUCAACCUGCAGUCCACAUGUAUCUCUUAUGUGUGACCGCCAUCUACUAGUUACACUUAUCAUCACACCAUGUACCAUGAAAAAUUGGUUCGAUUUCAAUAAGCACAACCAGAAUUAACACGUGCAUAAGGCGCAUCGAAGUUUUGGUGUUGCUUGCUGGCAUCAUUUAUUGAACAGGUGUCAACCUGCAGUCCACACGUAUCUCUUAUGUGUGACCGCCAUCUACUGGUCACACUUAUCAUGACGCCAUGUGCAAUGAAAAAUUGGCGAGGUCAAUUA